Thyridium curvatum is the source of this 819-nucleotide messenger RNA. RefSeq lists its product as uncharacterized. Gene Ontology annotation, molecular function: actin filament binding. Lineage: Eukaryota; Fungi; Ascomycota; Sordariomycetes; Thyridiales; Thyridiaceae. The transcript has a single exon. The coding region runs from base 1 to 819 and encodes 272 amino acids. Gene Ontology annotation, cellular component: catalytic step 2 spliceosome; striated muscle dense body; nucleolus. The record is from RefSeq and is a predicted model, not a curated record.
AUGGUCAAACCCCUCACAUUCAAGGGCGACAAGAAGCCCAAGAAGCGCAAGCGCGCCGCCGACCCAGACGCCCUCGUUGAGAAAGCUGAGCAGGAGCUCGCCAGUCGCGCCGAAGGCAACGCCGAAGAUGUCGAUAACGACGACAGCUGGGUCUCAGCCGAGGGCGUUCCCGACGUCGUCGGCCCCGUCAUGUUUGUCCUGCCCACCGACCCGCCGACCUCGCUGGCCUGCGACGCCAAUGGCAACGUCUUCACCCUACCUAUCGAGAACAUGGUCGACGGCAACCCGGCGACCGCAGAGCCGCACGACGUGAGGCAGGUGUGGGUUGCGAACAAGAUCGCCGGCACCGAGAACUUCCGGUUCAAGGGGCACCACAACAAGUUCCUCAGCUGCGACAAGUUCGGCAUCUUCUCCGCGACGACAGAAGCCGUGUCGCCGCUCGAGACUUUUGUCGUCAUUGCUACGCCGGACACGCCGGGGACGUUCCAGAUCCAGACGCUGCGCGAGACAUAUCUCGCCGUCAAGGAGUCUACCUCCUCCAAGGCGAACGCUAUGCCCGAGGUCCGGGGCGAUGCGGCCGAUAUCACGUUCGACACUACGCUACGUAUCCGCAUGCAAGCGCGGUUCAAGCCUCGACUCAAGGCUACCAAGGAGGAGAAGGCUCGGGAGAAGAUCAGCAGGAAAGAGCUGGAGGCAGCAGUAGGGAGACGGCUGGAGGAGGACGAGGUCAAGCGGCUGAAGAGAGCACGGCGGGAGGGGGACUACCACGAGCAGCUGCUGGACCUCAAGGUCAAGAACAAGCACGACAAAUACAGCUGA